CUCGCAAGAAAAAAAGCCAAAAAACAACAACAACAACAACAAAACGGCAGCGCGGCUCGAUAACGCCCGUGACCCCCUCGCUGCCAUCGCCUUGAACACCUCAUCAGCUGUGGAUGACCAGGGGCAUUGACCAUCAUUUGAUUAGUUGGGACCAGGUCUUUCUUCUUUUGACAUUGAUAUCAACGCCUCACCGCGCGUCUUGCUCGUGACGUUGCCGCCGCCAUUGCCAACGACAGUAACAGCACAAUGGAGACGCGUCCCGCCGCUCUGAAGCUUCGCUUGGAUAGCUUGCGCAGCACCAUUCGCAACCAGGACCUCACCGGUGCACUGCGCCAACUCGAACGCCUGAUUGAAGACGCCAUCGAGCGCGCGACCGACAUUUUGCGCCGUGCUUCAGACAAGCUCAAGACCCCACGGGCUCGAGACCCCACAACUGAUCCGCUUCUUGUCGGCGACCAAGAAGACACGGAUCCGCUUGAGAGCCAUAAAUCACGCUCAGCAAGCCAAGUCCCUCUCCUGGUCAUCCCACCUUCUCAACAGGCAGCCGAUCCUGGCCUCCUUCAACAAGCUCAAGACCUUGCUCAGACACAAGACUUGGUCAUUGGCAUUGCGGAGGACGUUCGUGCAGCAUUGGCCGUACAACGCGACAAGCUGGAUGACAUUGAGAGCCACUUGGUCUCCUCUCAGGCUCGGAUCACCCAGGGCGCAAAAGAGUUGGCACAGACGAAUGAGAACAAGACUUGGUUGUCUGGUGCCCGAGGUGCACUCACCGUGGGCAGCCUAGUAGGAUUGACAGGCCUGGUAGUUGCUGGACCGGUGGGGGCGCUGAUUGGCGUGGGCGCUGGCGCCUCCGUGGGCGCUGGCAUGGGCGGUUGGCUCAACCGCAACAACAAGCGCCAGACACAAGCCACAGCUAGUGGGCUGCAAUAG
Messenger RNA from Monosiga brevicollis MX1, 930 nucleotides. RefSeq lists its product as uncharacterized. The coding region runs from base 247 to 930 and encodes 227 amino acids. NCBI's taxonomy places the organism in Eukaryota, Choanoflagellata, Craspedida, Salpingoecidae. The transcript has 8 exons. The record is from RefSeq and is a predicted model, not a curated record.